Peronospora belbahrii is the source of this 1707-nucleotide messenger RNA. Lineage: Eukaryota; Oomycota; Peronosporomycetes; Peronosporales; Peronosporaceae. The record is from the annotation of a GenBank genome assembly.
AUGGCGUCGUCACCAAUAACCUCCGAAUGGCGCAACACAAGCGAUCAUAACGUCACGGAGACGGCCUUUGAUGCUGUCAAAUGUAAACUCUCCGCAGUGACGCUUGGCUACUUCCAGGACCCAUUCCUGCGCUUUUUCGUACAUAAGCCUACACGGCGCAUCCCUCUGGUCCAUCGUGGUUACUAUCUGCGGCACUUAGGUGUUACCCGCUGCGUUGAUCUUUUUCUUUCGCAGUAUGUAGCAUCGCCUCGAGUGAACAUCGUAUCGUUGGGAGCUGGCUUUGACACGCUAUUCUUUCGUCUAGUAGACCAGCGGAAAUUUUUAGGAACCCUCUACUUCACAGAGGUUGACUGUGACGCUAUUGUGAGUGCUAAGACAAAGCUGUUGAACGACUCAGACGUACAAGCAGGUCUAUUCCCGAAAGAUAUGGACAACUUAAUUGUUACAUCUUCUUCUGCUGAUUGCGAGAUAGCAUGGCAAUGUCGAGUGCCGUCUGGUUCGUAUUCGCUCAUUGCUUGCGAUCUGGGAGAUAUCCAAAGGUUGAAUGCUGCGCUGAAUACUGCUGGUGCCGACCGAAGUCUGCCGACGUUGAUGCUUGGUGAGUGUCUUCUGUCGUAUUUGGCACCAGAAAAGGGUACAAUGCUGCUUCAGUGGCUUGGUGAGGCUUUUUCAAGCGGCUCCAUUGCGCUGUAUGACCCGAUCAGACUUCAAACAAGCGAGGAUGACGACAGCGAGAAAGCAGUCUCUGCAAGCACGCGACCUAAGAGACAGUCUGAUGCUUUUAGCUCGACACUUCAGCGAUACUUUGCCGUGAAAGGAUGUACGCUUCGUGGUGUGCAAGGAUACCAGACAGCAGCUGAUCACUGCCGUCGUCUAUUAGCAUGUGCAUAUUGGAAAAAAUGCUGCAUUCUUGACAUGAACGGAGUGUUUGCGGCUUGCACGACUGCGGAGGAGAAACACAGGUUAGCAUUGUUGGAACCUUUUGAUGAGUAUGCCGAUUGGACGAUGUGCAACGCCCAUUACGCGAUCUACCUUGCAGGUAAUUGCAAGAACCAAGAUAAGGACGGGUUAGAGUGGACCAGUUGUUUUGUGCCCCGCGUACAACAGCAUAGAUACCUCCUGACGGGAUGCGUUACGCCACAACGGGAGGGGUUGUCCGAAACGGUAAUCAUUCGAUCAUUUCAGCGCGAUGACUUGGUUACUGUGCGCUCACUCUUUGAAAGUACUCACCUUGAUUUGCCGAAGAGAUCACGUGCUGUGUGUCAGUUCGUUGCGAAUCGUCUUCGUGGCCCUAGUGGAGACAUGUUUGACGUAUACCAAGCUUUUCAAACACCCAAUAGUGCUGGCAUUCUAGCAAGUGGCUUUUGGGUAGCUGAAGUAGGCGGCGUGGUCGUGGGGUGCGCUGGCUUGAAGCCUCUGACGAUAUCAAGUCAUCAGGUAAACCAUGAAGAAGAGAGGCACAGUGCAGAACUCUGUCGACUAUGUGUUGCUCCUGCAUUUCGACGCUGUGGUGUGGCUUCGGCUUUGGUGCGAGCCGUUGAGGAUUUUGCCAUAUCAUGUGGUGCUUUUAACGAGAUUUGUCUUGACACCAUUGAAGUCAUGGAAGCUGCUCAGCAUCUGUAUCGAGCUCUUGGGUACGUUGAGCAGCCAGAGAGUAUGAAGCAGCACAGCUCGUUCAAGCUUGUGCGUUUCCAGAAAACGCUUUAA